AUGUCGAGUGUGCGAACGAGGAGGCAAGCGGCUGCCAUCGCUACACCAGUAACACCUUCACCAGCUCCUCGAGAGGAGCAAGUCGUCAUGAAUGGCAAUGGGAAGGCUCACGGGUCUGCCAAGGAUGAUUACCCAAGAGAAAACAUCUUCCUCUUCUGGCCAAACCUUAUUGGAUAUGCUCGAAUCGUCCUUGCAUUUGCGUCCCUAUACUACAUGCCACUGCAUCCGCGAACCUGCUCUGGCCUGUACAGCGUUUCCUGCCUCCUCGAUGCUCUCGAUGGAUAUGCCGCGCGGUACUUCGAGCAGUCUACAAGAUUUGGGGCGGUUCUUGAUAUGGUAACUGAUCGCUGCACCACUGCCUGUCUGCUGGUCUUCCUGGGUUCCGCGUUUCCUCGCUGGGCUAUCAUUUUCCAAGGCCUUAUCUCCUUGGACUUAGCAAGUCAUUAUGUUCACAUGUAUGCGACUCUUGCUAUGGGAGGUUCGGACACAAGUCAUAAGGCCGUCGACAAGAGCAGGAGCUGGAUCUUGAAUCUAUAUUACACAAACAAGACGGUGCUUUUUAUUUUCUGCGCUUUGAACGAGGUCUUCUUCAUUGCUCUCUACCUCCUAUCCUUUUCGUCGCCUUUCCUAUCACCGUCCCUCCUUCAAGUCACGAACAAUGGAACGAGCGGGACGUCCCUCGAACCUGGAAGCCCUGCUCAGCCUGGAGCUUCCCUCUUCCUCAACCCACACAGUGCGGCUGCAUUGGAAUUGGCACGAGCGAACAAGAUGGAUUCUUUCGUGCCCUGGGUGAUUGCUGGUGUCAGCUUCCCAAUUAUGUUCAUGAAGCAAUUCAUCAAUGUGGUACAAUUGGUUAAAGCUAGUAGGUGGUUGGCCGAAGGAGACAUUGCGGCAAGAAAAGCAGCUGGGCUGCCAAGAAAGCGCAAGAUGAAGUAA
Mollisia scopiformis is the source of this 936-nucleotide messenger RNA. RefSeq lists its product as uncharacterized. The record is from RefSeq and is a predicted model, not a curated record. Gene Ontology annotation, molecular function: CDP-diacylglycerol-inositol 3-phosphatidyltransferase activity. The transcript has 3 exons. The coding region runs from base 1 to 936 and encodes 311 amino acids. NCBI's taxonomy places the organism in Eukaryota, Fungi, Ascomycota, Leotiomycetes, Helotiales, Mollisiaceae. Gene Ontology annotation, cellular component: membrane; Golgi apparatus. Gene Ontology annotation, biological process: phosphatidylinositol biosynthetic process.